UGACGUCGCCGGUGGCCGCGGUCCCUGCCCCUGCCCUGGCAGGCGCUGAUGCAAGCGCAGCCUCGUGCCUGCAGGCAGGCUGUCCCCGGGGAGCUGGCGCGGCGCUCUCUCCGUCUUGCUCCCUUCCGGCCACCCCCGCCCGGCUUUCCCUGUGAGAAGUCAGCAGCUCCUGGGUGGUUUCCCACCGAAAGGCCCAGCGCGGGGUGUGAGGGGAGGGGCUCAAGUGUCUUUGCCCAAACCCGUUCUUCUCCCCGGCUCCUCCCAGACUGGGUGUGGGAGAAUCCCAGCAUCUCAACCUGGCCGCGUGUCCGGGUCACUAGGAAGGGCUCUCGGGGCCUCCAGCCGCUCCCUGGGGACGGCCUGGGUGGCCUGAGAUGCCUGGUGCCGGCGGUGCCGAGGAAAACGUCCGGAUCACUAGGGAACCUUGUGUCUGGGUGGGGAGCGGUGAAGGGCCUCUGGGGUGGAAGUGGUCCAGCUGAGGCUGGUCUCCAUCGCCUUCUGCUGGCAAACAAAGGAAGAAAGAAGACUGACAUUGUAAAACCUCUGCUUUUUGGGUUACAUUGCCAAACAAGGGAGAACAAACUCAGCAGCCUCCAGGAGCCAGAGUGGUCACACAAACAAGAGAGGCUGUGGAUUCUGGAGAAGAGGGCCGGGCUAUCCUGUCUGGCCAAAGCGGGCAGCCGUGACUCAACGAUUCAACUUUAACUUAUUGCCGCUGUGUUUGAUUGAAGAUAGAGUUGUUGACUCUUCCCAUUUUUUGAGAGAACCAUGAAACCAGGAUUAUAUGUAAAAUGUAUCCUGUU
This is a messenger RNA of Sapajus apella (tufted capuchin), 803 nucleotides long. RefSeq lists its product as uncharacterized. Bases 49 to 705 code for a protein of 218 amino acids. The transcript has 2 exons. The record is from RefSeq and is a predicted model, not a curated record. NCBI's taxonomy places the organism in Eukaryota, Metazoa, Chordata, Mammalia, Primates, Cebidae.